AAUGAAAUUAUUUUGCAUUUCCUGACGUCGAUCGAGUCGUUCUUUUGGGACGACGGAAAACAAGCUUGUCUUUUAUAUCUCUCUUGUUAUUAAAAUAUGGCAGACGGAACAACCUCAGUUGAAACAGUGGAAAGAAACGACAAAGCUACUGUAGACUCAGAAGCACCCAAAGGAAAUAAAUGGGAAUCUUCAGAAGUUCAAGUUUACGAAACUUUCGACGACAUGAACCUUCGAGACGAGUUGUUGAGGGGUAUCUUUGCACAUGGGUUUGAAAAACCCUCCGAAAUCCAGAAAAGAGGAAUCCUCCCCAUCGUGAAAGGAAGAGACACCAUUGCUCAAGCACAAUCUGGUAUGGGAAAGACGGCAACUUUUGUUGUUGGGAUUCUUCAGAAUGUAGACACUUCUUUCCAGAAAGUUCAAGCGCUAAUCCUAGCACCGACUCGGGAGUUGGCGCAACAAAUUCAAAGGGUUGUAAACGAACUUGGGGACUUUAUGUCUGUUAGAUGUCACGCAUGUAUCGGUGGAACCCGAGUAAUGGAUGAUAUCAGGACGUUCCAAGAGAAUGUUCCCCACGUCGUUGUGGGUACUCCUGGUAGAGUGUUUGAUAUGAUGAAUAGGAAAGUAUUCGAGACAAAAUAUAUAAAAAGUUUUGUCUUGGACGAAGCUGAUGAAAUGUUGUCAAGAGGCUUCAAGGAACAAAUUUAUGAUGUUUUCCAAUAUAUGCCGGCGAACUGCCAAGUGGGCUUAUUUUCAGCUACGAUGCCCCAAGAUGUAUUAGAAAUGACUGAGAAGUUCAUGAGAGACCCGAUCGUUAUUUUGGUAAAGAAAGAAGAACUUACUUUGGAAGGUAUCAAGCAAUACUACAUUGCAGUUGAAAAAGAGGAAUACAAAUUUGAGACUUUAUGUGAUCUUUACGAAACAUUGACAGUAACUCAGGCUAUUAUUUACGUCAAUACACGGAGAAAGGUUGAUUGGCUCACUCAAAAGUUGCGAGAGCGCGACUUUACUGUGUCAUGCCUACAUGGAGAUAUCGAUCAAAAGGAAAGAGAUUUAAUUAUGAGAGAAUUUAGGACUGGUUCCUCUAGAGUAUUAGUCACAACAGACUUAUUGGCAAGGGGUAUUGACGUCCAACAAGUUUCGCUUGUCAUCAAUUAUGAUCUUCCGACUAAUCGAGAGAAUUAUAUCCAUCGAAUUGGUCGUUCCGGUCGUUUCGGGAGGAAAGGAGUAGCUAUCAAUUUUAUUACGAAUGAAGACUUCCAAACAAUGAAAGAAAUUGAAGAGUUUUACAAUACAAAGAUAGUGGAUAUGCCUGUAGAUGUGGCUGGUUCUUUGUAAAAGAAGGUUCCUCAACGAAUAUUUCACCCAUUCAAAUAGAACUGAUUAUUAAAUAUUCCAUUUAGAAGAGAACUCUCUCUUCUUUGAUAAGGUCACUCUGAUAGAAAACUGGUGACUAUAAAAAGUUUUUGCUUGUUAUUUCGUUAUAUUCCUGCAAGUAUCAUAUUCUCUUGGAAGCUUCACCCAAGCCAAAGGAGAACUCAGUAAUGAUCUUCUUCAGCACUGAGAAGAUUGGCUAGCAACCUUUCUUCAGCAGUAUCCGUCAUUCAUCAUUUUCUCUUCACUGCAACUCAGUAGAGGCUUCCAAGUCAACACGAGAACCUUGUGAACACAACAUGAAAGACACGUCGAAAAGAGGCCUUCACACGGAGUUCACUCUGUUCAUAAGACAAGCCUCUGUUAUCAUUGACGGUGAGUGUGGCAUAAAAACACUAGUGUCAACCAACAUCAACCCGCCUCAAAUCAGAUCAAGUGUUCAUUUCACAUUUACUUGAGCAAAUCAUUUUGUUCAAGGCAACUUGGCGCCAUUUCUUUUGUCAUGAACUCUGAUUGUUCUUUAACAAAGAGUGACUCCUUUUUGUUACUUACUUCACCCAAAUGGUUGCUACUUUGGGUUUUUAUUAGCACCUACCUUUGCUGUGUUUGUGUUUGGUUGUUUAGGAGUCAAAAGCUUCCC
Messenger RNA from Galdieria sulphuraria, 2011 nucleotides. Its product is annotated as ATP-dependent RNA helicase DEAD. The transcript is spliced from 4 exons. Gene Ontology annotation, molecular function: RNA helicase activity; ATP binding; RNA binding. The record is from RefSeq and is a predicted model, not a curated record. The coding region runs from base 97 to 1335 and encodes 412 amino acids. Lineage: Eukaryota; Rhodophyta; Bangiophyceae; Galdieriales; Galdieriaceae.